Vitis vinifera (wine grape) is the source of this 2489-nucleotide messenger RNA. RefSeq names its product pre-rRNA-processing protein las1. Gene Ontology annotation, cellular component: preribosome, large subunit precursor; Las1 complex. The transcript has 11 exons. Bases 400 to 2274 code for a protein of 624 amino acids. Gene Ontology annotation, molecular function: endonuclease activity. NCBI's taxonomy places the organism in Eukaryota, Viridiplantae, Streptophyta, Magnoliopsida, Vitales, Vitaceae. Gene Ontology annotation, biological process: maturation of 5.8S rRNA; maturation of LSU-rRNA. The record is from RefSeq and is a predicted model, not a curated record.
AAAAUUGGAGAAGUGAGGAAAUUAGGGAGAAGAAAGAACGGACAACGAGCAGAGGGGAAGAGCCGAGGACCAGACCUGGACAUCCCGUCGGAACAAACGAAAGAUGCAGAAGCUGCCUACUUCGGAGUGAACGGCUGCCGACGGUGUUGAGAAGGCUGAUGUGCCGCCGCCGACAAUCCACCGAAUGAGACCACUUUCAAUGGGCUUUUAGUGGUGGUCACACUUUGACUAAUCAAAUUAGUGGCAGCCUUGAACGGAUUAGGAAGUGAAGGGAAUGAACUUGACCGAUUAAGAGAAUCAAAAUAAUCUUGUGAAAAAUUGAAGUUUGGAUAUCAAUUCAAGGUGUGGUUUAAGGUCUCUUUCCAAUCAGAGUUUUCUGAAUCUGAAACUGUGGUUGGAAUGGAGUCUCUACUGGGGUUCGAGCAAGCAUCCAGACAUGAUAACGAAGGAUCACAUGGCCAAAAACUAGUUCCAUGGUUAAACUGGGAAGAAUGGAACUCUGUGAGACAGUCUCUCUUCUCUUCUUCUCAGGACUCUGUUGGCUUUGCUCUUGGAAGAGUAUCUGCAUGGCGAAGCAGAGGAUGUCUUCCAGUUGUGGUUGAAGUUACUGCUUCAAUCAUUGAAAUUCAGCAACAAGACCCCUUUUUCAGAGUUGAUGCAAAUGAUGAUCUUUUGCACUCGGAAGAAAUGCUGGCAAUGCUAUACUGCAUGGCAAUCAUGAGGCUUGUAAAUGGUGUUGUUGAGAAGACACGCAAGGCGAAACAGGUUUCAAUUGCCGAGGCAGCUGAUGCAAUUGGUAUUCCACGUAUGCUGAUUGAUAUUCGUCAUGAGGGUUCCCACCGUGAUCUCCCUUCACUGCUGUUGGUUCGUCUUGCCUCAGUUAAGGCACUUGAUUGGUUGAAAUCUUAUUAUUGGGAGCCUCAAAAGAAGGCAAUUCCAUUGCAAAGAGAUGGAAGUUCCAACAUCAGAAAAGAAAUCAAGUCUAAAAUCCGUGAAUUGGCUUUCUGUUUGAAAGUGAGGCAGAGUUCGCGAUCAGGUGGCCCAUUAGCCAAAGGAAAACGUAAACAUGGUGAACUACUUUGUGGAAGUAAUAAGUUCUUCUCAGUUAUGACUGGAAAGCUCCUCUCUUCCAACUCUGGAGUUCCCAAGAAACAGAUUACCAGGAUUUUGAAGAAUCUUGUUCUGUUAUAUUCUUCCUACUCCUCAGAAGUAGUAUCUGUGCUACUGGAUUUGUUGCUGAAGACGUCUGAUUCCUUGCACUUGGCUGAGCUUUUGAAAAAUUCUCAAAUUGGCCAGAGAACUGACAAUAUGCAAACUGUAUUUGAUGACUGGAAGCUUCUGUUAACCAAAUUCUCAAAUAAGGAACCGGAAUUGCCUCUGACCCUUCUUAAGGCAGUUCUUGAUAUGAUAGAGACUCAGGAAGCCAUGAAAAUUGAAAUUGGUGGACAUCAUCUCAUAUCGUCAGAGGAUGAUGUUGAGAUUGGCCAAAUUGAACUCCUUUCUUCACUCUUUGCAUGGCUUGUUGAGCACUUCAAGGGGUUUUACUCUGAAAUACAGAUACCAAAAGCAACUCUCCUAGAACUUCUACGUAAAUGUCUUCUAGUAUCAGCCCCUGACAACAAGCUGAUCAUGGGUUCGGCUCUGCUUCUUGCGCAGAUGGCAGAAAAUAACAUUAUGAUUGAGAAACUCAGCCGUUUCUGUUUGCUAGGUUUAUCAAAAUCAGAUGUUACUGAAGAGACUGCUCCCCCCUUGAGUUUUGAAAAACUUCUUGUUCAUCAGGAGGAUGCUAUCCGCCAAGCAGCUGAGAAGCUGGAGUUAGUUAAACGUCAUCGAGUGAAGGGCAGCAUUGUGAAGACGACAACAAAUGGUGAUGAUGGAAACCAUAGCAGAUGGGUUGUGGCAAAGUCAUGGAACCCAUGUCCGAUUGGUAUGUUGCCUCGUGCUCUUGGGUCUUCUGGCCGCCUUCCUGCUCUUGACCAUAAUGAUAACCAAAAAAUGCCCCCAGAAUCAUCAGAAAGAAGGGAGCUGUGGGAAUUGAAGCACUGUAGCAGAAAAAGAGAAGCUUGUUUUGAUAUUGAGAUGUUGGAUAACUCAAGUGUCAAGAAGAUGAGGGAAACUGUUGAGGAUCAAACAAUAGAGGGCCACGAUUCAGAUGAUAAAGAUGUUACUUUAUGUGAAGGUGUGAAAGGCCAGUUGCUGAUUAAUGGGGUUUGGAAGAAGGUUGAGAGAGAAGAGUUGCUUGCCAUUAAGUCUGCUGUAAGGAUUUUGGUUUGAGCAAUUGUUUCCAUUAUUUCUUGCCUUUGUUAUAACUCCAUUCCUCCCUUGAUUGCUUUAUUGUUCAUUUUUGGUGCUCAAAUCACCAUAAAGUUUUGUCAAAGUAGCAUGCAUUUAGUGCUCGUGUCCCCUGUAUAUGGUACCAUGACAAUUUUGAUCUGAACUUGAUUAUAAGCUUACAACAGAGUCACAGACAAGGCGAAUUAUUGCUUUCA